Elephantulus edwardii (Cape elephant shrew) is the source of this 492-nucleotide messenger RNA. It is a transcript of the gene MB, whose product is annotated as myoglobin. Gene Ontology annotation, cellular component: extracellular exosome. The record is from RefSeq and is a predicted model, not a curated record. Gene Ontology annotation, biological process: oxygen transport. Gene Ontology annotation, molecular function: oxygen binding; heme binding. Bases 28 to 492 code for a protein of 154 amino acids. The transcript has 3 exons. Lineage: Eukaryota; Metazoa; Chordata; Mammalia; Macroscelidea; Macroscelididae.
UCCUUUUUGUUCCCUUCAGGCCACACCAUGGGGCUCAGCGAUGGGGAAUGGCAGUUGGUUUUGAACGUCUGGGGGAAGGUGGAGGCUGACAUCACGGGCCACGGGCAGGAAGUCCUCAUCAGGCUCUUUAAGGGGCAUCCCGAGACCCUGGAGAAGUUCGACAAGUUCAAGCACCUCAAGACGGAGGAUGAGAUGAAGGCUUCCGAUGACCUGAAGAAGCAUGGCACCACCGUGCUCACCGCCCUGGGGGGCAUUCUCAAGAAGAAGGGGCAGCAUGAGGCGGAGCUGCAGCCCCUCGCCCAGUCCCACGCCACCAAACACAAGAUCCCCGUCAAGUACCUGGAGUUUAUCUCAGAAGCCAUCAUCCAGGUUCUGCAGAGCAAGCACGCGGCAGAUUUUGGCGCUGAUGCCCAGGGAGCUAUGAACAAGGCCUUGGAGCUGUUCCGGAACGACAUCGCGGCCAAGUACAAGGAGCUGGGGUUCCAGGGCUAG